This is a messenger RNA of Danio aesculapii, 1438 nucleotides long. It is a transcript of the gene slc49a4, whose product is annotated as solute carrier family 49 member 4. The record is from RefSeq and is a predicted model, not a curated record. NCBI's taxonomy places the organism in Eukaryota, Metazoa, Chordata, Actinopteri, Cypriniformes, Danionidae. Gene Ontology annotation, biological process: transmembrane transport. Bases 133 to 1431 code for a protein of 432 amino acids. Gene Ontology annotation, molecular function: transmembrane transporter activity. The transcript is spliced from 9 exons. Gene Ontology annotation, cellular component: intracellular membrane-bounded organelle; membrane.
UACAGCGAGUGUCAUCGGAUGUUUUUGUUUCGAUGGGCAGCUGACAAUUGAGCGACUGCCCUAGUUUUUAAUGUGCCAUGAUAUAAACGUUACUGGAUAGCAUAAAUACAUUUUUCAACGUGAUACUUUUCGAUGGGUGCCGCGGAAAGCACUGAAGGGGAAAGGGAGCCUUUGCUGGUUCCAGCCCAACCGGCGACAAACACCACAAACACACAGCCUGUGUUCAGCAGGGUGUAUGGGAGACGAUGGUUUGUUCUCACUAUGUUUUCAUUGUUGGGUUUUAUGCAAGGACUCGUGUGGAACACCUGGGGCCCGAUCCAGAACUCAGCCAAACAUGUGUUCGAGUUCUCAUCGACAGAUAUCGCCAUUCUGGUGCUGUGGGGUCCAGUGGGUUACCUGCCCUGGCUGCUGUUUAUGUGGCUGAUGGACAAGAAAGGUUUACGAGCAUCUCUGCUACUGUCAGCGUUCUUCAUGGUGCUGGGCGCAGCAUUACGAAGUGUGCCCCUUAAAGACCUAUACUACAGACGCUGGUUGAUUCAUGGAGGUCAACUUCUAAAUGGUUUAGCUGGUCCUACCGUUAUGAGUGCCGCCCCCCUCCUCUCUACUACUUGGUUUGCUCCUGAUCAGAGAGCUACAGCCACCGCUAUUGCAUCACUAAUCAGUUACCUGGGAUCAGCCUGUGCCUUUUUGAUUGGUCCAUUGGCCGUCCCUGCACCCAAUGACACUGAGAAAUUGGGAACCGUCAUCUACUGGAACCAAAACCACAUAGGAAACAGAAUACAGUUUGUUCUUUACACAGAGUUUGGGAUGAUUGCAGCACUUUUCGUGGCUGUGCUGUUCUACUUUCCGUCCAGGCCGCCGAUCCCUCCUAGCGUGGCAGCGGCUAGUCAGCGUCUCAGCUACAGGAGCAGCAUCUGCAGACUGCUGAGCAACAUGCGUUUCCUGAUGAUAGCACUCGCCUACUCCGUGCCCACAGGGGUUGCUGCCGGCUGGGCCGGUGUGUUGGACAUGAUUUUAACACCUGCUAAAGUCAGCCAGGUGGACGCUGGCUGGAUCGGCUUCUGGUCCAUAGUUGGAGGCUGUGUGUUUGGUGUGGCCAUGGCCAGGUUUGCUGACUAUAUUCGCGGAAUGCUGAAGCUGAUUUUGGUGCUGAUGUUUGCCGGCGCAUCCUUGGCGGCCACCUGGUUCACGCUCACCUGCCUGACCAGGCUCACUCACCUGCCCUCCACUAAAGCAACAUUGUACACCUCCUGCAUCCUGGUAGGCAUCUUCAUCAACAGCAGUAUUCCCAUCUUCUUGGAGCUGUUCAUUGAGACGGUUUACCCUGUACCCGAGGGCAUCACCUGCGGGUGGUCACUUUCCUCAGCAAUCUCUUCACUGGACUUCUGCUGUUUUGCCUCACCUUUUACUUCACAGAGCUGUCCUGGUUGAACUGGGU